Molecule: messenger RNA, 1113 nt
Organism: Grosmannia clavigera kw1407
Lineage: Eukaryota; Fungi; Ascomycota; Sordariomycetes; Ophiostomatales; Ophiostomataceae
Exons: 3
Coding region: 1-1113 (370 amino acids)
Source: RefSeq, a predicted model, not a curated record
AUGGCUAAGGAUCUGACCACUACCAAAUUCGAGCCCAUCUACCCCGAGGGUCUGGCGCUCGCUAUGAUGAUAACGACCAUCGUCAUGACCAUCGUUUCCAGCAUUGUGGUCAGCUUGCGAUUUUACGCGCGCAUUAGUCGAAACGCGUUUUCUUUUGAAGAUUGGCUGAUGCUCGCUGGAUGGCUGCUCAAUCUUGCGCAUAACGCGGCUGUCAUUGUACUCGCAUUUACCGGAGUCGGAUCACCCGACGACAUUAUCACGAUCGGCAUGGCGCACAGAACCGGGCUAUGGACGGUAAUAUGGCAGUUUAUAUACGUCUUGGAUGGAGCCAUCAUCAAAUCGAGCAUCAUCUGGACGCUUAUGCGGCUGGCCAAGAAUCUGAACAUCGUCUACACGAAAAUCUUGUGGGUAUUGUUCAUCUUCAGCUGGAUUGUCUGGCAGAUAUCAUGGCCCGUUGCGAUCUUCCAGUGCAAGCCUGUGUCUGCAGCCUGGGGUCGGCCGGGAGACUGUACCUCCGGCCAAUCGGUCAUCUUGAACGUGUCGUAUUUUGUUUCAGUUUCCAACGUCUUCACCGAUAUAAGCACGGCUCUGCUACCGCUAUUCUUGCUUCGACACCUUCAGAUGCCCAAGAGGAUUAAAUUUAUAACCAUUGGCAUCCUGUCGCUAGGUGUCUUUGCGUCGGUGGCUACCAUUAUCCGCAUAACCUACACCUGGGCCUAUUCUGCGAAGCAUGGCAGAUAUUAUGAGAUUGGCAAAAUUGUCACCUUGACGGUGCUUGAGUGCGACUUGGGUAUCAUCGCCGGCUCUGCGCCUAUGUUGCGAAUUCUUCUCCGAAACAUUCUCCCAUCGUAUGGUUCGAGCCAAGAAACAGCUGCCAAAUCCCGGGAUAUUAACUUGGUGACCAUCGGCGGCGUGAACAGCCGGCGCACCCACAUGGCCGGUGCUCAGAGAUUGAAUGACUACCAGGAAAACCAGGCUGCGGACAAGGACAGCAAUGAGGAUAGCGACUCGACGCGAUGCAUAAUCCGCGUAACCCACGAGGUUGAACAAGACACCUCCUCUGUUCAAGACGGGCAAAUGAACCAGCAGUCUGUCGUCUUAAGCAGAAAAUAG